AUAGGGGAAGGGUUGGUGAUGGUACUGGUGGAUAGGGGAAGGGUUGGUGAUGGGACUAGUAGAUAGGAGAAGGGUUUGUGUAGGGACUCCUGCCACAAUUUACAUGGCAAGCAAUUACUAAACGCUAUGAUAUAUUCGCGUCGCGGUCACUGCAGAGGCUCGCAGGACCACGCUCCAUCAGGUGGUAGUUACGACUUAAUGGCACAAGGGAUGCAGGUAAGGGCGGAGGGACGUAAUAAGGUGCAAGGUUGCAAAUCGAGCAGCCAUUAGACCCUUGAUUAACAUGGGAAGGAGAGCGGAGAUUCCUCAAUACAUGGGCUUCAGGGGGGCCGAGUUCAGCGAGGCGUGUCUACGUGGCCGCCCGGAGAGGCCCCAGGUGCUCCCGCGGGCGUGUUGGUCCCGGGGCGCGGCGGGGCCUUAGGGUCGUAUGUUUAAACACUUCCUCGCCGAAGCAUACAUAUUUGACAAGGCUUACAUAGGAGUUGUGGGCUUUCCAGGAGUAGUUUAAUGACCCUGGUGGUAGUUUGACCCUUCUUCUGUACCAUGAACCUACAAAAACACUUCUUAGACCCCGACUGAUCUCCGUUUUGGCCUUUGCAUAUUGUUGAUGUGAGAGGCAGGGUCGUCUAAGGAAGGAAGGAAGUGUGCGGCGGAGGGGAGACGUGUGGCGGCGCGGGGAGGGUGCUGGCGGCGCGUCGGGUGCUGUGCCGCUCAGUAAUGGCAGUCGCGAGGAGACACCCGCCGCUACUGGAGCCACUCACCGCCGCUAUCGCCGCCGCCGCCGCAGUUGGGGAGCCUCAACGCGCGGCAACACACGUGGGCCGAGCCGCUGCACACACCCAAGCGCCCUGCUGCUGCUAAGAAUGGGAACACGGCGGUGAGGUGAAAGGAAGUGCGUGGAAGUGCGUGGUGUCUGCCUCGUCCUGUAAUCGUCGUGUGUGGACGUGGAAUCAGUGGCGCGGAGGAGUGAGUGUCGACCCGAGGGAAAAAAAAAAGCACCUGCUGACUGUGCCUGAGUGAACGGUGCGCCGCGUCCAGAUAGGUGUCGCGGUGCAAGUGUCCGUGUGUUACAAUCUCGCCGUGUUACGCAACGCAGAGUACCGGACAGACCUUGAGACGCGAGUAAGAAACGGAGAAAAGAAACUCGCAAGGUUGAAUAUUUUCCUAAUCGUUAAGGUGCGAGACAGAGGAGGAGAGGAGGUGAGGAGGAGGUGCCGCCAGCGUUACGUGGAGGCUGUGUGGCAGGUGAGGGUGACGUGGGUGGUCGAGGUGUGUGUGGAGGGGCGACUAUCACGUGCUGGGACAAGACAUCCAAGACUCCCCGGCACGUAACAGAUCGCCUUCACGUGUGGCUCCCUCUGUGACACUAAUAAGGGACUAUCACGUGGCGGGGCGACCAUUAAAACCCUCUUGAACCCUCUCUCUCUUGUCCCUCUCUUUGUUUCUCCCUCCCACUCAACAAAAGCAACCCAUCAAGGAACAUCAAGCGGGGGCAGCUCGGAGACAGCCCGGCACGCGGCAGAAGACAAGCGGCGAGGGAGAACAGGAGAAGCAACAACAUUUCCCCGCUGAGUGAUAAGGAAACCCGACCUGCCUGAAAUAUCGAGACAAAUCACUAACUGACAACCCUCCUGCAGGCUCCCCAACAGGAAAGGUGAGAAAAAGGGGCGUGGCAGACGACUCCUGGCGAUAUGAAGGGGCGGUGUUAACAUUGGCCGCGGUCUGGGGGGGUGACCGAGGGGGAAGGGGAGGAGGGGAAGGACUGAGGACGGAGGAGGAGGGAAGGUGGCCUGGUGGCGGUGAGGUAGCCUGGGGAAGGAACGCGACCGGCCUGCCUGAGUCACUCAUCACAUAUCCUUCACGGGUUUCCAGCUGUGUUAUGAGGGCGUCAUUUGGCCCUUCGCGUCCCCGGGGACUUGACAAGGGACGUCCGUGCGUGUAGCGGUGCGUCGCCUCGAGGUGCUGAGCUGCAGUUUCUCGACCUAAUUGACGGUGUGUCGCCUGAUUGUGGGACGCGACGGUGAAAUCCAGGAAACAGAGCAUUCCGAUGAUCUCUCAUUUCACCAGCGACGCGAAACAAAGCGAGGCGGUGGCGCGACUGUUUGCCUAACCCGCGAUCGGCCGGCCAACAUGACAGUGGCCAUGGCUUCCUCCAAGGCGGACGUGACAGACGGGAACACCCUCCUGGCGCAGGUGAGGCAGGCGUCGCCGAAGGAAGACGGAGACGCGGCACCAGACGCCAAGAAACAGUCGGUGUCGGGAGGUGGCGAUGAUGACGAUGCUCCAGCACCUGAGUGGGGCACGGACGGCGGCGAGAGGCGGCCAAAGGACAUCACGGACACUGAACCCACGGACCUCAGUGUCAAGAAACAAAACAACAAUAACAACAACAGCAAUGUGAACAAGAACCACCUGGAGGCGACCCUGCUGGCGGCGCGGGGAGUGGGCAGCCCCAGCAACCCUGCCGCCUUUCCUAACACAAGCCUCCCCGCCCCCCUCGCCGUCCGGAGUCCCUUCUCCAUCACAAACCUCCUCAGGCCCAAGAGUACGCGGGGCGAGGCGCGGCCGGAGGACCUGAGCCCGGCCAGGAGGAGAACCAGCGCCUCGCCCCUGCCGGAGGUGACCAUCACGCCGCACCACGCCCUGUCGCACGCCCUCCACGCCCCCGCCAAGAGGAAAAUCGAGGAGGUGGAGCACGACAUUGACAUCGAGGAGGACGAGGAGUGCGAGGACGACGACGAGGAGGAGGACGAGGACAGCCGAGGGGCGCUGAGGAUGCGGGAGGCGCUGCUCAAUGGGGACAAGAUAGGGUGCGCGGCGCCCCGCUCCCCGGACGCCUCGCUACGGAAUAAGAAGCAGCGCAAGGCCCGCACGGCCUUCACCGACCACCAGCUGCAGACGCUGGAGAAGAGCUUCGAGCGGCAGAAGUACCUGAGUGUGCAGGACCGCAUGGAGCUGGCGGCCAAGCUCAACCUGACCGACACGCAGGUCAAGACCUGGUACCAGAACAGACGAACGAAGUGGAAGCGACAAACAGCAGUAGGUCUUGAGCUGCUGGCGGAGGGCGGAUAUGGGCGGCUGAUGGGUGGUUACUGGCCCUACGCGACCCCGCCCACGCUGCCCACGCCGUCACACCCCGCCCACCUCUCUGCCGUGGGCGCCCUCUCCUCCAUGGCCGCCCUCUCGUCUUCCAUGGACCUCUACUACAGACAUGCCCAGCUAGCGGCGCUCAGCAGGACGGCGGCGGCAGUGUCCCCCGCCUCCACGCCCUCCCUGGACGGCACGCCCUCGCUGCCCGCCCUCACCACCGUGGGCAACACCAGCACCUCCUCCCCGCCCACCCUCGUCGCACCCAGAGUCCUGUACCCGCCCACGCCGACUCAAGCAGCCCUCGCCCACUAUUUCAAGCAGUAGACACACACCCACACACUAACACACCCACACACAGCACACCAACACUCAUACACACACCCACGCCAGUAUUUCAACCAGUAUUUCAACCAAUAAACACACCCACACUCACACCCACAUCCACCCACCCAUACACACACACAGAUGAGGUUCUAAAGGGUUCAUACGAGUCUUCCUGAUCAAUGGUCCUUAAUGAAUCACCUGGACAUGGCUAAGUUACGCCCCCCCCACCCCCGUCAUUACCUGCAGGAAAAGACCCCACCUUAAAACUCUUCCCCUUCCUCUCCAUCCUCCCCUUCCGCCCCUCGUCCGGAAGCAGGGGAGGCAGGGGAAGAGGCGGCAGGCAACAGGUGUGAUGGUAACCCUAAAGGACACACGGUCUUCACACCUUCGACUUCCCAGGGUGUUUAUAAGUGUAAUUACCGGGAUCAUUAAAAAGUGUGUGGUUCUGUUGGGGAGUAUCCUGACCGACACCCAAGCCAACCAGCCAUGCAUCCAGCCAGUCUGCCAGCCAUGCACCCGUCCACCCAACCAGACAGACAGACAGACAUAUAGAAACCAGCCAAUCUGUCAGCCAUGUAACCGUCUACUAAACCAAACAGACAGAUAGACUGAUAGGAACCCUGCCAUCGAGCUAGCCAUUCAUCCAGUCUGUCAGCCAUACACCCGUCCACCCAACCAGACAGACAGACAAGACAUAGGAACCACCCAGUCUGUCAACCAUGCAUCCCCCCACCCAGCCAUCGAGAUAGACAGACAGACAAACAGAUAGAAAGCCGGUCAUCGCGGUCCUGCCUUCAUCCAGUGCCCAGGAUUACUAAAAAAGUUCACGCCAUGUCAGACUAUACUAUACCACGCCGCCUCACAAACCCACGCCACACCUCGCCACACCAGGCCACACCACGCCAUAGCCCCAGUAUUACCUCAGUGUGUGUUUGUGAGGAUGCACGAGGACUCUCAGACCGUGGAAGUGCCUCAAUGUACUUAUAAAAGUGUAUGGAAAAGGUGUGUGUCGCGGAGGAACGUUUGUGGUUGCCUUUACAUACGUUUCUGUACAAGCGGAGAGAAGUGGUGAGUUUGGUCGCUGCUUGGGAGGAAAAGUGGUUAGGCAAGUGAAUACUCUUGUGAAUGAAGUGUGGUUUAUCAUUGUAAAAAGAGAGAAUAUAGCUACAGUGGCAAAGUGACUAAAUAAGGGAGUGAAAUUAGUGGAAUAUAAAUAAAUGAGAAAAUAUAACGAGUGACCAUGUAAUGAGCAGGGAAAUCAGUGAAAUGCAAAUAUGAAAAGAGAAAAUGUAACUACAAAUAUAACUAUGGUGCCUUUUAAUUGACAAUAUAAUGAACAGUAAAAUCAGUGAAAAGGAAAAAAGAAAAAAUAAUAUAACUACAGUUGCUAUUAGUGACGAAAUAAUGAUGAGUGCAAUCACUGAAACAAAAAAAAAUGGUGCAAUUUAUUGUUGGAAAAUGAGAAAAUAAAACUACAGUGGCAGAUAAGUGACUGAAUAAUGAGCAGUGAAAUCAGUGAAAUAAAAAUAUAUACCGUGGCUUAUUUUCGUAAAAAGAAAAAAAUAUAACAAGUGCCUCAUUAGUGACUCCAAAUAAUGAACAUGAAAUCAGUGAAAAGCGAAGAGGAAUAAAGAAGCGACGUGGAACUCAAGGCAUUCACACACCUGACUAAGACAACCGAGCCUUUUGUGCCGGCGAUAACACGCGCCGAAUUAUCUCCGUGCGCGCCGCGAGUAAUUUGGCGAAGGAAAAGUUUUCACUCCGUCCUGAGAACCUCCGCGCGAGACAAAGGAAGGAGGUUUCAAUCAUUGCUUCGUAGAACACGGCGGCGGCGGAAGAGUUCACAGAAGCAUCCUGUCGAACCCCGGAACGCUGAUAAUGAGAAAGUUGUGACAGUUUUUCCGCGGGCUUUCCAUGACCCUGCCCCUCCUUCACCCUCCUCCCCCCAUCGCCCGUCGCCUCCCCUCUCCCCCUGCCCCUCAUCACCUCCCAUCUCCACCCUGCCCCCCCAUACUCUCCCCUUUCAUCCCCAUCGCCUCCCCUCUCCCCCUCCCCCCAUCACCUCCCAUCUCCACCCUGCCCCCCCAUACUCUCCCCUUUCAUCCCCAUCGCCUCCCACCCACCCCCACUCUCCUUUUUUCAUCUCCCCCAAAACUAACUCCUCCACCUACGCCCCCUAUUUUU
Eriocheir sinensis (Chinese mitten crab) is the source of this 5598-nucleotide messenger RNA. Its product is annotated as barH-like 2 homeobox protein. The coding region runs from base 2131 to 3414 and encodes 427 amino acids. Gene Ontology annotation, molecular function: DNA-binding transcription factor activity, RNA polymerase II-specific; DNA binding. The transcript has 4 exons. Gene Ontology annotation, biological process: regulation of DNA-templated transcription. Lineage: Eukaryota; Metazoa; Arthropoda; Malacostraca; Decapoda; Varunidae. The record is from RefSeq and is a predicted model, not a curated record.